Messenger RNA from Tympanuchus pallidicinctus (lesser prairie-chicken), 908 nucleotides. RefSeq lists its product as uncharacterized. Lineage: Eukaryota; Metazoa; Chordata; Aves; Galliformes; Phasianidae. The transcript is spliced from 2 exons. The coding region runs from base 54 to 656 and encodes 200 amino acids. The record is from RefSeq and is a predicted model, not a curated record.
CCCGCCCUGAACACCGCCGCGCACCCCCGCUCUGCGCUUUCCCGGCGGCACGGAUGCGACCCGUGCUCGCCGCUCUCCAGGAAGGCCCGCACGCAGAGGGGCGGCGCGGGUUCGGCAUCGCCUCGAUCCCCCGCGUCCCCGCCCUCCUCCUCCCGUGGCCCCGGAAGCGGAGUGGGCGCGCGGCGACAGGCAUCGGCGUGGGCAGCCGGGCCGGGGCCAUCCGGGACGCGCGCGGCGAUGACGCAACGACGGCGCGACCGCGGACAGAAAGGACCCCGCGAGCGGUGCCCGCCCCGUUCCGCGGGCCGACCAAUGGCGGCACGGAGGAGGCGGGGCCGAGCGCUGGCUCUCCGCCAAUGGCGGCCGGGGGGCUGCCGCAAUGGCGCUGGCGGAGACGUGGGGCUCCGUGCGGGGAAAGUGGUGCUCCGCCGCCCCGCGUCCCCGCCGCCGCCCUGUGCCUUUGGGACGCCGGGCGCUCAGGGGAAGGCGGCGCGGGGGCCCGUCCGUCCCCCUUCGGCACCGAGCCGUCCUUUUCAGUCGCCGUUCGGCGGUCGUCUCUCUGUCGCUCUGUGCGUUCGUCAAUUAAAUGUUUACCGUUCGUUUCUCGGCGCUUCUGCCCGCGGUCUUUUCUGCAGCUCAGACCAGCUGCUCGAUAAUGUCCUGCUGACACGAAUCCUGAACUUGUCUGCCCUCAGAAAGUCUUCCUGGAUGUUCCUCGAAGGUUGCUAAUAUUCUUGGCGCUCUUGGCCUAGGUGAAUUUAAUUGGAAAACUUCCACUAGCUUAGCAGGACUGUCUUCUUAUUUUCCGUAUGAAAGAACUGGAUUAGUAUUUUUCUUGCUCUCUUUUUUGGAUUUUUCUAACAAUCUCAAAAGCCUGUAAAGCAUGGCUUCCUGAUAGCUUUCACACA